Chaetura pelagica (chimney swift) is the source of this 5055-nucleotide messenger RNA. RefSeq names its product complement C4-like. Gene Ontology annotation, molecular function: endopeptidase inhibitor activity; protein binding. Gene Ontology annotation, cellular component: extracellular region. The record is from RefSeq and is a predicted model, not a curated record. NCBI's taxonomy places the organism in Eukaryota, Metazoa, Chordata, Aves, Apodiformes, Apodidae. The transcript has 41 exons. The coding region runs from base 1 to 5055 and encodes 1684 amino acids. Gene Ontology annotation, biological process: complement activation.
AUGGAAAGGCUGGUACUUUUGAUGACCUUUUGUUCGCUGUUGUCCUGUACACAGCAAGCACCAUCAUUUCUUAUAACUGCCCCAAAUGUGGUGCAUUUGGGAACAAAGGAGACAAUAACAGCUCAAGUCCAUGGAGCACAGAGCCCUGUGCAAGUUACUGCAUACUUCAAAGAUGAGACAAAAAAUCAGCUCCUGUCAGAGAGGAUCAUCUUUAACCUUAACCAAAAUAACAACUACCUAGAGAUGAAAAAAGUCAUGGUCAAGCCAGGGCCUCUGCAACAGGAUCUGUUCAAGAGGAGCAGUCGACCAUAUGUGCUGUUGGUCACCGAAAGCAGGGACCUUUACAAGGAGACUGUUCAAAGCACUCGCAUCCUCCUGUCUUCCAAGAGAGGCUACAUUUUUAUUCAGACAGAUAAGCCCAUAUAUACACCAAAUUCCAAAGUAAAAUACAGGAUCUUCAUUCUGGACAAUGCUAUGAGGCCAGCAGAUGAUACAGUUACAGUUGCUGUGCUAAAUUCAAAAGGAAUUGUGGUUAAAAAGUCUGACCAGAAAGUAAAAACAAUGUUCAGUGAAAACUUUGACAUACCUGACAUCGCUGAGCCUGGAACUUGGAAAAUAAAAGCCUGGUUUCAUCAAUAUGAAAUGUCUAAUGUUUCUGCUGAAUUUGAAGUUAAAAAUUAUGAACUUCCAUCUUUUGAAGUCAAACUCAUCCCAGUUCAGCCAUAUUACCAUAUCUGGAAUGAAAAUUUUGUGUUUGAUAUAGAGGCAAGACACUCUUAUGGGGAAGGGAUUCAAGGGGCUGCAUAUGUGCGAUUUGGCAUAAUUGAUGAAAAUGAGAAAAAAGUCUUUCUUCCAGGCCUGGAACAACAGCUGUCAAUUCAAAAUGGAAAAGGAAGAGUUACUUUAAACACAGCAUUUCUGGAAGAGAAAUUAAAAAAGAGUAUUUCCACUCUUGAAGGGUUUCAUUUAUAUGUUGCUGUUACCACUGUAGAAACUGCAAGUGGUGAGAUAAGGGAAGAGGAACUCAGCAAUGUCAAGUUUGUGAAAUCUCCUUAUGCUGUUGAUCUGUCUAACACCAAAAAGUAUUUUGUGCCUGGAGCCCCCUUCACUGUUGUGGCAUCUGUAUCUUUGCCUGAUGGCUCUCCUGGUGCUUUUAUACCUGUCACUGCUACUGUUACUUUGCCUGAAAAAAACCCAAUGAAGAAGACUGUACUUUCUAAUAAGAAGGGUCUAAUCUCCUUCACAUUUGACAUCCCUGGAGAUGCUCAGAUGCUUCAAAUAACGGUAAAGGCUAAAGAGGGAAAAGAAAAAUUAGAAUCACCUGAAGCCAGUAUCAGAGCUGAAAGAUACCAGUCAUCUUCCCCAGAUUUCCUCAGCAUCAGCAUCCCACAUACUGUCAAGGCACCUGGAGAUACCUUAAGCAUCACUUUGAAUGAUAUUCAUGAGUCUGGCAGCGGAAAGAUUGAUUAUUUCUAUUAUAUGGUUGUGGCAAAGGGACAAACUGAGGUUUUGGGAAGGGUCCUCUCCUCAAAUAAAGUAAUAAACCUUAAAAUCACUGAGAAGAUGGUGCCUGCCUUUCGCUUUUUAGCUUACUACUUCAUUGGGAGGAAGGGCCAUGAAGAGAUUGUUGCUGAUUCUGUAUGGGUGGAUGUUAUGGAUGUCUGUGAAGGAAAGAUUAAAGUGAGAACAGAACAAGAGAAAUAUGAACCAACAGACACCGUCAAGUUACAGAUUGAAAUGGACCAUGCAGGAACAGUGGCCUUAGCUGUGGUUGAUAAAGCAGUUUUUAUACUGAACAAGAAAAAUAAGCUCACAGCCAAAAAAGUAUUUAAUGCUAUGAAUUCGUAUGAUCUUGGAUGUUCUCCAGGUGGUGGCGCAAAUAGUGUUCAAGUUUUUACUGAUGUUGGCCUGGCCUUUAUAUCAAAUACAAUUAAAUCCAAUCUCCGGGAAGGUUAUAAAUGCCACCAGGAUGCCAGAAGGCAGAAGAGAUCUUUGGAUUUUCAGAGGAAAAUGUCAGAAAUUGCCAGGAAGUACCUAAAUACUGAAGUGAGGAAAUGCUGCGAAGAUGGAAUGAAAUUAAAUCCCAUGAGGUUUACCUGUGCAAAAAGGCUGAGCAAGGUGGCCGGCUCCCCUGAGUGCCUGCAGGCAUUCCAGGACUGCUGUGAGAAGGCCACCGAGCUCAGGAAGCAGGCGAAGCGAAGGAUCAGAGUGGGCUUGGCACGAUACUACGAUGACCAGGAAGAAUUGUUUGAUGAAACCUCUGUCAAUUUGCGCAGUUAUUUUCCUGAGAGCUGGUGGUGGAAUUUAGAAGAAGUAAAAAACCCUGGAAACCAUAGUGUAGAAAACUUUGCUCCUGACUCUAUAACUACCUGGGAAGUUCAGGCAAUAAGCAUAUCUCCCCAAAAAGGAUUUUGCAUAGCUGACCCCCACACUUUUGCUGUCUUCAAAGACUUUUUUGUAUCCCUGAGGUUACCAUAUUCAGUCAAACGAAACGAACAGCUAGAAAUAAAAGCAGUGGUUUACAACUAUCUGCCUGAGGAUCUCCAGGUUACAGUGAGCAUGGAGGCAGUGGAGGGGCUGUGCGCUGCAGAAGAAAGGGAGAAGGCUGUGCAGUUGACACUGGUGGCUAAGGGGAACUCUGCAACACCAGCCUACUUCUCAGUUGUCCCUCUGACUGUGGGAGAAAUUCCAAUUACAAUCACUGCGUUUGCCACAGCUCCUGGGUACAGUGACAGCAUUAGGAAGAACCUCAUUGUUGUGGCUGAAGGUGUUUUACAGAGAGAAGAAAAUACCAUUUGCAUUAACAGUGACUUAAAGUCCCACACACUGGACUUGAACAAGCCAUCUGAUAUGAUACCAGGUUCUGAUAGUCACGUGUUUGUUAGCCUGAAAGGAAAUCUCAUGGAUGAGUCUGUUGAGAAUUGUCUUAGUCUCACUGGAGUUGAGAAGCUCAUUAAACUGCCUACAGGCUGUGCAGAGCAAACAAUGGUGAAAAUGGCCCCUGCAGUCUAUGCUAUUGAGUAUUUGGAUGCCAGCGAGCAGUGGGUGAACAUGGAUCCUGAAAAGAAGGAGGAAGCCAUCAAGAUGAUUGAGAAAGGUUAUACUAGAGUGCUUGAGUUUCAGAAGGUGGAUGGCUCCUAUGGAGCAUUUAAGUCAAUCCCCAGUAGUGUGUGGUUAACUGCAUUCAUUGUUAAAGUACUCACAAGGUGCAGAGAAUUCAUUAGUGUCCAAGACAGUGAUAUACACAAGUCGAUUUCCUACUUGAUUAAUCAACAGCAGGCAGAUGAUUCAUUCCAUGACCAUCACCCAGUACUGGACAGGACUAUGCAGGGUGGCAUUGGGUCAGCAGAAGAGGAUUUGGCAUUGACAGCCUUUGUAACCAUAGCAUUGCAACAGGCUGUACAAGCCUACGACUCACUUGAUGGGGUACAGGGGAUUAGACGAGCAGUGACUUACAUGAAAAAUCAACUUUCAAGAAAUACUAACUGCUAUUCUACAGCCAUCACUGCUUAUGCUCUGACACUUGUGAGCUCUGAAAGUGAAGAAGCUCGGUUUGCUAAAGAAAAAUUAAGAGACUGUUCUACUUUUGAUGCAGCGAAGCAGCAGCGCUACUGGGGGAACGGCAAAGAUGCAAUCUCGGUGGAAACCACUGGCUACGCGUUGCUUCAAACACUGCUCCUGAGAGACCUGGAGUAUGCAAGGCCUAUUGCUACGUGGCUGACAGAAAGAAGGAACUAUGGUGGAGGAUUCUGCUCUACACAGGACACAGUGGUGGCCCUAGAAGCUCUGUCAGCAUACAGCAUACAAACAUUGAACACUGCAUCCACCAACCUGACUGUAAAUCUGGGAACACCUGGAAAACAACAUGACUACAGUAUUACUCUGACUGAUACUGGUGACACAGUUCAGAAAAAGCUAGAGUUUGAACUUGGGAGAAAAGUUGAAGUGUCUGUAGAUGGCAGAGGAAAUGGGACAAUGAGUGUCCUAAAAGUGUACUGGUCUUCUGAGCUGAAGAACAACUCGUGUAAUGAUUUGAUUUUGACAGUGGAAAUGGAAGGGAGUAUUAAAUACUCUGAAGCUGAAUACUCUGAUGAAAACUAUGAUUAUGAGGACCCAUCUGCUGCAGAUAGUGCCACAUUUGAGCCACUAUCUGAAAUUGAGUGGUUUGAUAUCCACAGCAGAAGGAAAAGGGAUGUGGUGUCUCCCAGUAAAGCAGAAUUACUGCAGUACAAAGUCUGUGUCAGGUCCACAGGUUCCAAUGUACCAAAGAUGUCCCUGGUUGACCUCUCUCUGCUGAGUGGCUUGGAACCUGACACGAAGGAUCUUGAGCAGCUGGUGAUGUCUUCAGACCAGUACAUUCAGCACUUUGAGUACAAGGAAGGAAAGGUUUUGCUUUACUUUGGUGAGCUCACAAGUGGACCAGACCCAGACUGCAUAUCAUUUGGGGCAAAGCAAAUCAAUCCCAUGGGCUUGGUUCAGCCAGCAAAUGCCAUCCUUUAUGAUUUUUACAAUCCAGACAGAAAGUGCAGCAUAUUCUACAAUGCUCCCCAGCACAGUGCCAUGCUCUCAAAGGUGUGCAACGCCAAGGUCUGCCAGUGUGCAGAAGGUCCCUGUCCAAGACAAAGACUGACUUUCAGUAAAGCUGUAACAACUGACACACGCUUUAGUUUCGUCUGCUACCAUCCUAUUGCAGAUUAUGUGUAUGAGGUGGAGAUCCUCAGUAGUACACAGAAGAAUGUUUUUGAUUACUAUGAGGGCAAAAUCCACAGAAUCCUUAAAGCCACUGCUGAUGAAAGCAUCCAAGUGGGUGCCCACCGACAGUUCCUAAAGCGUUCCACGUGCAAGUUAAAUGUAGUUGUUGGCAAACGUUACCUCCUCAUGGGGAAAGAUGGGCAAACAGUUGAUUGCAACAACAAGAUGCAGUACCUCCUUGAUGCACAAGCCUGGGUAGAGAAAAUUCCCGAAGACAGCGAGUGCCGCACCACCCUGCGCCGGCAAGACUGUGCUGAGCUGCAGGACUUCAUGAACAGCCCUGACAACCCGUGCCGCCUCUGA